UCCUGUAGCUUAGCUUCCCAUUUACUUGUCUCUCUCUCUCUCUCUCUCUCUCUCUCCCCCCUCUUCCUUUCUCUGUUUGUGUGUGUGUGUGUGAUUUCCUCCAUUGCAAACCAAGCUAAGCUUCACUUUCCAGCUUUUCACAAGGCCCCCCUCUCAGGAAUCAGUAGCCCACAUUGCCCACCCCCCCAUCGUCUCUUUCCCUGUACAGCUCCAUUUCAACACUGCACUAACGAGAAGUCCUCUUCCUCUUCUUUAUCACUCCACUACUUCUAGGGUCGGAGCCAGUUCUUGAUUUUGAGGCAUUUCCGGGUCCACAUUUCCCUAUCUAUGCUUAUUGAGUCUCUGUUGGCUCAUCAAAAGGAAGCCCUUUCUCUGCUCCUGUGGGUUCUCGAGGAAGAAGUUCAAGGGGGAAAUGUCAUCGGAGGGGUCUUUGAACGUGGAACUGUCCAAGAAGACGCCGCUUUUGGGUUUGAAGCUGUGGGUUUUGAUUGGUAUCACGGUCGGUUCUUUUAUAAUCUUGAUCCUCGGGAUUCUAUCUGUGUGGGUGACAUUCCGGAAAAGAUCGAAAAGAAGAGUGGCCAAGUUCUCUUCCCAUUCUCAAAUACCCAAUGUAUCGAAAGAGAUCAGGAUUGAUAGGGUUGGAGCGCGGAGCUUUCCGGAUCACCCCGAGAGCAUCAUAAUUACAGUCGAUGAUAAAUCGGGUGAUAAGCAUAUGAGCAAAUCGAACGAUCCUGAUAAUCUCAGCCAGUGCAGCUCAAUUCAUUGUAUUGAGAGAGGGGGCAGUUCACACUCGGGAGAGGAAGGAAGCUCAGGCACGAUCAGGAGGCAUCACUCCACACUGUCCUGUGGUGGACUUGCAAUGGCAUCGCCUCUAAUUGGCUUGCCUGAGAUUUCCCAUCUCGGGUGGGGCCACUGGUUCACACUCCGGGAUCUCGAGGUGGCAACAAAUCGAUUUUCAGCCGAAAAUGUGAUUGGCGAGGGUGGUUAUGGGGUUGUGUACCGGGGCAGACUUAUCAAUGGAACUGAGGUUGCAGUCAAGAAGCUCCUCAACAACCUUGGGCAGGCUGAGAAAGAAUUUCGGGCCGAGGUCGAGGCCAUUGGCCAUGUCCGACACAAGAAUCUGGUGCGGCUCCUUGGCUACUGCAUUGAAGGAGUUCACAGGAUGUUGGUGUAUGAGUAUGUGAACAAUGGCAAUCUUGACCAGUGGCUCCACGGGGGUAUGAGGCAGCAUGGCAGCCUUACAUGGGAAGCUCGCAUGAAGGUUAUACUUGGCACUGCUAAGGCGCUAGCAUAUUUACAUGAAGGGAUAGAACCGAAGGUUGUUCACCGAGACAUAAAGUCCAGCAACAUUUUGAUUGAUGAGGAGUUCAAUGCAAAGGUGUCUGAUUUUGGAUUGGCAAAGGUCCUGGGAACGAAUGAGAGUCAUAUUGCCACUAGAGUAAUGGGAACAUUCGGUUAUGUGGCUCCAGAAUAUGCUAACACUGGCUUGUUAAAUGAGAAGAGCGAUGUUUACAGCUUUGGGGUCCUCCUUCUCGAAGCUAUUACUGGAAGGGACCCCGUGGAUUAUGCGCGCCCGGCUAAUGAGGUAAAUCUCGUAGAAUGGCUAAAGAUGAUGGUGGGGACGAAGAGAGCAGAGGAAGUUGUGGACCUGAACAUCGAAGUAAAACCCCCGACUCGUGCUUUGAAGCGCGCCCUUGUGGUGGCAGUUAGAUGUAUUGAUCCAGAGUGGGACCAGAGACCCAGAAUGACCCAGGUUGUUCGCAUGCUGGAAUCAGAUGAAUACCCUUCUCGCGAGGAUCGUAGGACCAGAAAGAGCCGUGCAGCGAGCAUCGAAAGUAAAAAUGGGGAUGGUUUGGAUCCAAAUGAAUUGCUGAACACGGCAGUUGACUCAAGAGACCGAUAAAUCCGACGCCAUGAACCGGGCGAAGAACUGACUUCUUGGCUCUCAAUACAGAAAGCUAUAGCCUUUAGUUAAUAUUCAUCAUAUAUAUACACAUAUCAAGGUUUUCUUCUGCUAGAACUACUCCGAAGUGCAGGACAGGACAUGAGUUUCAGAUUGCCAACCGGAAAUGAUCUUGCCAGAGAGUCGCGAAGAAUGUGCUCCCAACCCCAAACAUAGUACGAGGAGAGGGAGCGUGACCCUUGUACAGUUAUGCUUAACUUAUGUGCUCUUCUCAAUGUGCUUGCUCGAUGUGUUCUAUAGAGUGUUGCAGGGCUACGCCAAAUCUCGAUAUAGAUUUUCCGUUGCAGAUAAUGUAUACAUAUAUAUAUUUUAUUUCUUCUUGUUUAUCAUUAUAUAAUCUUCAUCACUAGCAAUAA
Messenger RNA from Punica granatum (pomegranate), 2319 nucleotides. The record is from RefSeq and is a predicted model, not a curated record. NCBI's taxonomy places the organism in Eukaryota, Viridiplantae, Streptophyta, Magnoliopsida, Myrtales, Lythraceae.